Messenger RNA from Lucilia sericata (common green bottle fly), 465 nucleotides. Its product is annotated as glycine-rich cell wall structural protein-like. The record is from RefSeq and is a predicted model, not a curated record. NCBI's taxonomy places the organism in Eukaryota, Metazoa, Arthropoda, Insecta, Diptera, Calliphoridae. The transcript has 2 exons. Bases 1 to 465 code for a protein of 154 amino acids.
AUGCGUCUUCUGUUGAUACUGGCCUUGUUGGGCAUCGUAGCGGUGAUAACGGCCAUACCGGCUACUUUGGAGUAUUUGCAACGACCAACCUCUUUGUUAGCUGUAGCCGAUGCUGGAGACUUCCAUUCAAAUAAUGCCAAUCGUUUGGCUCGAUAUUAUGGUGGCGGCGGUUGGGGUGGUCGCGGAGGUGGAGGAUGGGGAAGUGGAGGAGGAGGAUGGGGAGGCGGCGGCUGGGGAGGUCGUAGAGGUGGAGGUUGGGGAGGUGGCGGCUGGGGAGGUCGUGGAGGUGUCGGUUGGGGAGUAUUGAUGGCUAUGGCGAAACCUCAACUAAAUUGUAAUCGUGGAUUUGGUGCUGGUGUUCCAGGAACACAUUUUGAUUGUUCCCAUAUUAAGCCUCAACGUAUACCAUCGAAAACGCCCUUUAAAACUGGUGAUCAAUUAUAUGAAGAACGUACACGUUUUUAA